CGCCUCUCUCCACCGCCGCGGGACCGGCAAGGGGGAGCCCCGGGCCCACCCGGAGCCGCUCCUCGCCAACUUUUUUUCUCUGCGACUUGGCGGCGGCGACGAUGCCGAGCGGGAGGCUGAGCCGCCCGCUGCCCCGUGCCAGCCCCCGCUGCCACCCCUGCGGGCUCGGAGGUGGGGAUCGGGCGGGAGCGAGGGGCAGGCGCGCAGUAACAGCGCUCGGUGCUCUCUUGGCAGAAAGUCCUGGAGCUGAAGGAGGAUUUGAAGCCCGCUGCCCCUGCGGAACAGCAGCCGCUCUUGCCUCGCUCAGGUUCUGAGUCUGCUCCUCCGCGUGGCACCUUGGAGUUUCUAGCUGGCACCAUUACCUCCAACGAGUGGAGUUCUCCCACCUCCCCUGAGGGGAGCAACGACUCGGGGGGCAGCGAGGCCUUGGACAAACCCAUUGACAAUGACGCUGAGGGCGUGUGGAGUCCGGACAUCGAGCAGAGCUUCCAGGAAGCGCUAGCCAUCUACCCGCCAUGCGGCCGGCGCAAGAUCAUCUUGUCAGACGAAGGCAAGAUGUAUGGCCGAAAUGAGUUGAUUGCCCGCUAUAUUAAGCUGAGAACAGGGAAAACACGCACAAGGAAACAGGUAUCUAGUCACAUCCAGGUCCUGGCAAGGCGGAAGGCUAGAGAGAUCCAAGCCAAGCUCAAGGAUCAGGCAGCUAAAGAUAAAGCCAUGCAGAGUAUGGCUACAAUGUCAUCUGCCCAGAUUAUCUCUGCAACUGCCUUCCAUAGUAAAAUGGCCUUGCCUGGUCUCCCACGACCAGCCUACCCUGCUGUUUCUGGGUUUUGGCAAGGAUCAUUGCCAGGCCAAGCUGGAUCUUCCCAGGACGUGAAACCUUUUUCUCAACAACCUUAUGCUGUACAGCCUCCACUUCCAAUACCAGGGUUUGAAUCUCCUACUGGCCUCUCACCUUCCCCAUCAGCACCAGCUUGGCAAGGACGAAGGGUUGCUAGCUCCAAACUUUGGAUGUUAGAGUUCUCUGCAUUCUUGGAACAACAGCAAGACCAAGACACAUAUAACAAACACCUGUUUGUGCACAUUGGGCAGUCAAGCCCCAGCUACAAUGACCCCUACCUCGAGGCAGUGGAUAUCCGGCAGAUCUAUGACAAGUUCCCUGAGAAGAAAGGGGGCCUGAAGGAGCUCUUUGAAAGGGGGCCAGCUAAUGCCUUCUUCCUUGUCAAAUUCUGGGCUGAUUUGAAUACCAAUAUUGAAGAUGAAUCCAGAUCUUUCUAUGGUGUUUCCAGCCAGUAUGAGAGCCCAGAAAACAUGGUCAUUACCUGUUCCACCAAAGUGUGUUCCUUUGGAAAGCAGGUGGUAGAGAAAGUAGAGACAGAGUAUGCACGCUAUGAAAACGGACACUAUUCCUACCGCAUCCACCGCUCCCCUCUCUGCGAAUACAUGAUCAACUUCAUCCAUAAACUCAAGCACCUUCCCGAGAAGUACAUGAUGAACAGUGUGCUGGAGAACUUCACUAUCUUACAGGUUGUGACAAACAGGGACACACAGGAGACCUUGCUGUGCAUAGCAUAUGUUUUUGAAGUAUCAACUAGUGACCACGGUGCCCAACAUCACAUCUACCGGCUGGUGAAGGACUAGAGACUCUCUGCCCUGAGUUGUCCAUGGAAUGCAUGUCUAAGAAAAAAGUCUGUGCUCGAACAUCCCCUGCCCCCUCCCAAACCAAACUGAAAAAUAAACUGCAGAUAUUGUGUAUUUUCAGAAGAGUA
Molecule: messenger RNA, 1766 nt
Organism: Passer montanus (Eurasian tree sparrow)
Lineage: Eukaryota; Metazoa; Chordata; Aves; Passeriformes; Passeridae
Gene: TEAD4
Product: TEA domain transcription factor 4
Exons: 12
Coding region: 556-1638 (360 amino acids)
Biological process (GO): regulation of transcription by RNA polymerase II; embryonic organ development; hippo signaling
Cellular component (GO): transcription regulator complex
Molecular function (GO): DNA-binding transcription factor activity, RNA polymerase II-specific; RNA polymerase II cis-regulatory region sequence-specific DNA binding
Source: RefSeq, a predicted model, not a curated record